Gongylonema pulchrum is the source of this 285-nucleotide messenger RNA. The record is from the annotation of a GenBank genome assembly. NCBI's taxonomy places the organism in Eukaryota, Metazoa, Nematoda, Chromadorea, Rhabditida, Gongylonematidae.
GAUGAUGUAUUGCCUUCAGUGGCUUAUUCCAGUUUUACUGAUCCCCAAACAUUGGCUUCAUCCAACGUUCAUCAUUGAUCAAGCAAUAUUCAUGUGGUUCUAUGUUGCCGGGUUUUUCAUGGAAAGAAGGCCAUGCUAUAUUUGUUCGGUGAUAUUUUUCACUACAGUUGGAAUGUUGUGCUGGAGUGAUAGUGAUUCCUGUAUAUUUUGGCCAUCCUGCAAAACAGUCCUGAACGGUGAAAUGUGCGCAUAUGUUCGUGAAAAAAGGCAGUGGCUUUCGUGAGA